AGCAACUCGGUUCAUACUGUAUUUCUUGUUUACGGUAUCAGAGUACAUUUUAAAGAAUGUCAGUAGGUACUCUUAACCAUUAUCCAAAAUAUUAAUUACUUUGUUUAUUAUCAUAUUUUUUAAAAUAAUAUGAAUAUAAAUGUUUUUUAUGUAGAUAAAAAAAAAAAAUCGAGUUACCUUUAAAACGUAAUGGAAUACAUGGCUGAGAAUGCUUCCUUGUUGGUUGUGGAAAAUCUUCCUGACACCUUUGACUCUAUAAAACCUAAGUUAGCUUUAUAUUUCCAAAACAAGAGGAGAUCAGGAGGAGAAGUUUUAGAAAUUAGGGAUCACCCCGAAGACAAACGAAAAGCACUUCUUUUAUAUAAGGAUGCAGAAGCUAAAAACAAAGUGUUGGCCAAAGGAAUCCACAAAGUUGAUUUUAAGCAACUGGGGGUUGUGGGGCUCCAGGUUAGACCAUUUGAAGAUGCGCAGAAUGAAGUAAAACCAAUAGCCCAGUCUGUUAGACUGGAAAAUAGUGUGCAAUUAGGAGAAGCUACUGCAAGCUGGCAAACAAAGACCAUUAGUGAAGAGGCAGUGAUACCAGCUCAUAAAGGAGAUUACUCGGUGUUACUCAGCAGCAAUGGCCCUGUUGAUGUAGAAUACCUCAGACUAUACUUUGAGCAAUACUCUGAAGAUAUUGAAAUUACCAAAAAGGAUGAGAACAGGUGGAUUCUGAAGUGUCCAAACAAAAAUGAGCUAAAGGAAGCGCUGCAUGUAAAAGAGCACACUGUGGACGGCUCCCCCGUCUCUGUUGAAUUGUACGAUGAAAAGGAAGAGGAAGAGAAGUGUGACCCAAGAAGGUUCAUUUUGACAGGCUUCAGUGAGGACACCAAGCUGAGCUUCAUUUCUGUGUACAUCCUUAGCUGCAGCAAGGGAGCUGAGCACUCCUGGGAGGUGCUGGACAGUGAGGGGCUGAAAAUAGCGGUUACCUUUAAACAGGAUAUCGAUGUGAAAUCAUUUUUGCAGAAGUGUUCCAAAAAAAAGCUGCAAAACAAGGAGAUUGCAGCAUCACGCCUGGAGCACACUGACUCUGUCCUGGUUCGAGGGCAAACCAGCAAUGUCAUGGAAGACACCUUGAAUCUGUAUUUUUCAGAUUUCAAAAGAAGCAAAGGGGGAACAAUAACAUCAGUGACUGGUGAAACGGGGACCGGAGAUGUCAUUGUAACAUUUCAGGAUUAUCUCGUUGCACAGCGAGUUGCUAAAGAACAGCAUAUGCUAUGUGGAGUGCGGCUGACCGCUCAUCUGUAUUAUAGGCGUUUCCAAAAGGCUGUGACUGGAGAAACCUGUCCCCCUCCAAACCUUCCUAGUAAGACAGCCUUCCCUGUGAACCCGCUGCUUCUCAAUUACAUCAAUUGCACAAAGAAAUACAAAGAUGAGCUUGAGACAGUUUUAAGGGCCGUUGAUUGUAAGGUUCACAUUCACAAUGAAGGAGAGAUACAGCCUCAUCAAGCUGUGCUGGAACACACUUUUGACAGUGACUCGCUGUCAUUGUAUCGAGUCGCUUCAAGCUGGGAAAGUGAUGCCAAGCAGGCGUUUCAUUCAUUUCUUGAUCAAUUUAAUGUACACAAACUUACAAUAGAAAAGGAGGUAUGGGAGAAAAUAGCAGAUGAGUGCCUGGAAUUAAGUAACACUGAUUUAAAAGUAUCCUUUGAAGCUUCCACCAGCAUGCUUGUUUUGGUUGGAGGGAAGGAACAAGUUAUCAGUGUCCGAGAUAAAGUAGAGCGCUGUGUGAAGAAAGCAAAGCAAAAGCUGUUAGAGAUAAGAACCACCAUAGAAAGGAAGGUUAUUGUGAAAAACAGGGAAGAACUAAAUUUGUUGUGGAAUUUAGUCUACGACAAGCUUGAAGACGUUGAAAGUUCAAGUGAUGACGGAGCCUUGGCCUUAUACCUGAAAGGACACAGGGAUAAAGUAGACAAAGCCGAAAAAGUCGUCAAAGAGGCCAAGUCAACACUGAUUACUCAAGCACUAAACCUGCCAACAUGUACAGCAGAGUUUUUAAAGUCACUGGAUCUGGAAGAGUUUAAGCUGGAUCAUUUUUUGCAGAAUGGCAUUAGAGCUGCCAUACUCAACCACAAAUCCUUAGAGAUCCUGGCUGUGCAAAAUGACGCCAAGAACGCAGAAGAUAAAAUCAAAGAACUCCUAAAGGAUGAAGUCAUCAGUCUCACCCCUGAUCAGGCGAAAGCCACCAAAAAUGAUGAAUGGAAUCGUUUUUUCAGUGAGCUCAAAGAGGAGGUAGAUUCUAGCAGUAGUGGCCGUGGCAUCAGCAUCACACAGACUGACACGAAGAUAACGUUAGCCGGCUUCUCCAAUGUUGUGGCAGAUGUUACAAGGAAGCUGAAAGGCUAUCUUGAAAACAAAAGGCUUGUUACUGAGGUUAUCCCCCUCAAAGAGGUGCGUGAGGUAGACUUCAUAGACAGCUGCAUGAAGGUGUCCGAGGUACCUGAGAUCAAAGCCAUGGAUGUCACCAUACUGCCGGUGCGGACGCAGGCUUCCCCUGGGUUGAAGGUCAUCGCCGCUGCGGACAACAUUAAAAGUGCAGUGGCUGCUGUGGAGAAGCAGAUAGCUUUGAUUGUUUUUGAAAAGUGCUCGUACAACAAAGCAGGAGAGUCCAAGGUGCUUGAAAAACAUCAAGAUACCCUCAAGGCUAGGGCAAAAAAGUUUGGAUGCAUGUUAUGGCUAAUGAUUCAGCAGGACACACCCGCCGCUUUACCUGUUCUGGCAGCUCAGUCCUACUCUCACAAAUUAUGUGAUGCUUUUCAUUUAUACAUUGCCCAAGGCCACAUAACAAAGAGAAAGGUGGAUGCUUUAGUGUGUCCGUUAAACAGUGACUUAACCUUUGAUAACCCUAUUGCUCAGGAAGUUCUUGGUGUUGGAGGGGAUGAAAUAAGGAAUGACUGUGAGACAAUCAUAAAAGACAGGCAAGCAACAGGAGCUGGGGAGGUGAUACUGACCUGCAAAGGAAAGCUCCCUGUAAAAAUAUUGAUUGUUGCUGUGACUCCUAUAUGGGGAAAGUGUAACUACACAGUAAGAGGGACUCCCAUGGAAAAUAUAUACCUGAGCUCAUCAGUCCAUCGAUGCUUACAGACCGCAGAGGAGAAUCAGUGCGCUUCCAUUGCGCUUCCAGCUCUUGGCUGUGGAAGCUUUGGGUUCCCAGUCAGUGAAAGCGCCCGAGUCGUGAUGAAGGCAAUCCUGGAGUACUGUGAGAGCAAACCGAGCAGCCUGCAGAAUCUCAAAGACAUCUAUGUGAUUGAACCUGAUGGCAGGAUUAUCCAACAAUUGAAUGCUGCAGUGAAAGACAUGGCUUCUAAGCCGGGACAAACUAAUGCAACAGGGAAAGCAGCUGCAACUCUACCUGCACUGACAGCUACAGCGGCUCCUCCAGGACCUGUAGCUUCCACAGUUCCUUCCUUUCUGCUAAAAGCCCCAGCAGCGCCAACUGUUAAUGUAUCUGGGGUAACAGUAACUCUGAAAAAAGGAGAUGUCACCAAGGAGACUGUGGAUGCGAUAGUGAAUUCAACGAACUGCAGUCUGAAUCUGGAUUCUGGUGUCUCUGGAGCAAUAUUGAACGCUGCAGGGAGUUCUGUUGUUGAUGAAUGCACGAAAUUGGGUUCUCAACCAAGUGACGGAGUUGUGUGUACAGGAGGAGGCAACCUCAAUUGCAAGCACAUUAUCCAUAUGGUGGGACCGACCACUGCAGCAGGCAUCAUAGUGUCUGUGGAGAAGGUUCUGCAGGAGUGUGAUAAUAAGAACGUGACCAGCGUAGUGUUCCCAGCUAUAGGGACAGGAAGAGGUGCUAUUGGACACAAAGACUCAAUUGUUUCAGUAUUGAAAGGAUUUGAGAACUAUUUCUCAAAAACAACUUCCACCAGCCUUAAAUCUAUUUUCAUGGUUGCUUUUGAGCAGAAGGUGUACGACUCUUUCCAAGAUUAUUUUGCUGAAAGAAAUCUGCAGUCAAGUGGGAACACAAAAGCAACCAAUCAAGCAUCUGCUUUUGGGCCCCAAACUGUGCCUUCCGUACUGUCUUUCAAAAAUCAAGGACAAGUUCAUGUUCAAAGCAUGCAGUCACCCUCUCAAGUAAAAAUCUGCAAUGUCACAGUAACCAUUAAGAAAGGUGAUAUUACUACUGAAACUGUUAAAGGGAUUGUUAACUCCACAAAUACUUCUUUGAAUUUAAACAGUGGUGUAUCAGGAGCUAUAUUUAAAGCAGCUGGAAGUUCAGUUCAAGAUGAGUGCAAAGCACUUGGCUCACAGCCAGCUGAUGGGCUUGUGGUGACAAGUGGAGGAUCACUGAGCUGUGACUUUAUUCUACAAAUGGUAGGACCAAAAACCCUUCCAGGAAUAGAAUCUCAGGUGGAAAAGGCCCUUCAGGAGUGCGAGAAGAAGCAGAUCACAACCGUUUCCUUUCCUGCAAUGGGCACAGGUGCAGGAGGACUAAGUCCCAGUGGUGUCAUCGAGUCAAUGCUGCAAGGAUUUAAGAAUCAUUUAUCUCUGCAGAAGGCUUCAAUCCUCAAGUUAAUUUACAUUGUUGUGGUUCAAGACAAAAUCUUUGACGAGUUUACCGACGGACUGACGAAGUGGACCCUUGAAGCCCAGGAUGAGUCUUCUGAUAGCGAUGAUGACUCUGACUCCAAGUCUGAGAGUGAAUAUGAAGAUCUAUUCCCAUUGGUGAAAAAUAUUGAAAUAAAAAUUGGAUCCAUAAAAGUUCAGGCUGUAUGUGGUGACAUCACCAAGGAAAAAACAGAUGCAAUUGUAAGCAGCACCAGUACCACUCUCAACUUAACAUCUGGAGUAUCUGGAGCUAUCCUGAAAGCUGCAGGCCAGUUGGUCGUGGAUGAAUGUACAGCUCUUGGAGUCCAGCAAAGUGAUGGCUUUGCAAUCACCAAACCAGGAAAUCUGCAAGUGAAACACAUCAUACACAUGGUUGGACAAACGACAGUGCCAGCAAUUACACAGUCUAUGUGUAAAGUUUUGAAAGCCUGUGAAAAUAUGAAGAUCCAAUCUGUCUCAUUCCCAGCACUAGGAACAGGAGCUGGUAAUUUAAGUGCAUCUCAAGUAGCCACUGCCAUGGUCGAUGCUGUCAGCAGUUAUGUCAUCGACCACGUGAAACCUUCUCUUAGUGUUGUCCGCAUUGUCAUAUUCCAGCAAAACAUGAUGCUUGAAUUUGAAAAGAGUCUGGAGAAGUUUAAAAAGGUGACACCCCAUGCCAUUCCACAAGCACCAGUUAAAACUGUUUCAAGUCGAGUCCAAGCAAUCAUUUCAAACACAAGCCCGACAGUGAAGACAGUGAAAUAUCCAGUUAGUACGGUGGAAGUGUACAGCACAUCUAAAGAUGGCAUCUCCAAGGUGAAGGAAUGCAUCAAGGACUUGAUCGCUGAAGAGUGCUCCAGCAGUGACAUCGACUCGGAACACAUCAGCCAUUUGCUGGACGCAGAAAGACAGCAGAUAGCACAGUUGUGUGAGAAGCAGCAAAUCCAACUGGAAAUAGGACAGAGGAAAAUAACGGUGUCAGGGAAACGGGAUGACGUCCUGACCGCUGCCCUGACGACCAACAAACUCAUUCAGAACGCUAAGGAAAGGGAUGGCAGGAAGCAGGAAGAAAAGAGGAUGAAGAAAACCGUCCGCUGGGAGAUAUUUAUCCAUGGCAAGCCUAAGGCACUCGGCUCCAGAAUAAAUUAUGAGCUGGAGGUGGCCUACCACAAAAAGGAGAAGACCUAUGUGUACAGUCACGAUGGGGAAUCUUACACAGUCGACAUGGGGAAGAUGCAGCAAGCUGAUCAGAAAGGAAAUGUGAUCAAAAUCAAAAGGAUGCCCCUGACUGAUUCUGAGACAGCCAUUAUUGAGCAACCAGAAUCAUGGACUGACAUGAAGAAUAAAGAUUUUGAAAUAAUUGUGCUUGCACCGAACUCUGAGGAAUUCCUGAAAAUUUCAAAAGAGUUUGUAAAAUCAUGCAAUUCCCCAAAUGCUGAGGUAGUACAGAUUGAGAGGAUCCAGCACCUGAAACAGUGGCAGAGCUAUGCUGUGAGAAAGCAGACACUGGACAGGAAGUAUCCAAAAGCAACCAACGAGCGCAUUCUUUACCAUGGGACCACAAAAGACAUCUGUCAGAGAGUAAACAAAACAGGCUUUAACAGAAGCUUCUGUGGAAGAAACGCUACCAGAUUUGGGCAAGGAACUUACUUUGCCAAAGAGGCAUCCUACUCUUGUCACAAUUCAUACUCCAACCCAGAUGAAAAUGGGCACAAAUACAUUUACAGAGCCAGGGUAAUCACUGGGAAACUUUGCCAGGGAAUUACAAACUUAAAGGAGCCAACCCCGGUCAACCCCAACGAUCCAAACUCCGAUCUCUGUGACUGUGCUGUCGACAAUGAAAAGACGCCUUUUAUAUUUGUUAUUUUUUGUGAUGAUGGAGCCUACCCGGAAUAUCUUAUAACUUUUAAAAUUCCAAACUGAGCCUUUAGUUCAGGAAUGUCAAAGUGUAAUUUGUUAUUUUAUUGAUAAACCAGAAUCGCUGCUAGUUGUCCCUUAAAUCAUAUGCAACUUUAAAAUGUAUGUUAAAAAAUGAAAAUAAUUUGUUAUAAUCAUUUAUCUUAAGCAGUUUUAAAAAGUUUGUAUCAUAUACUUUUAGAGUUCAAUACCAAAUUCACUGCUUUCCUGUGGAAGGCAAGUACAAACCAGUACAUUGUGAUUAAACUUACGAUUUAUUAGUUUGAAAUCUCUCUCUUUGUACACAUUAUGAAAAAGGCAAGCCAAGUUUACUUACUAAACACCAAUCAUUGUGUAUAGGAGACUGCAGAUUUUUAAAUAUGUACUGUGUUUUCUGAUUAAGAAUUUACAUUUUCCUGUUUACAGACAGUUACAGACCCUUCCUCAAUUUAACCCCGACACCAUCUAAAAAUCCACAACCAGGUGCAACAGUAGUGAAAAGGGUAUCAUUAUUCUGCGAUUUGACGAGAAAUGUUUCACUCUUAUGAAAUGUGGAUUGUAAAUGCAGUGAUUGUAGCACCCUCUAGUGGACCUUACGAUCAUAACAAAAUUAUUUUAUGGUACACUACUGUCACCAUCUGGUCUUGUUUUUGCAAUGGCAGUUGGAUUUUUUGUUAAUUGGGGGAAAAAAAAUGGUAUUUGUAGUCAGUGCUGAUAUGUUAACUUUUGGAAUUUUACAGGCAAGAGCUUAUCAAGGGCAGCAGUGCGGAGUAGUGGUUAGGGCUCUGGACUCUUGACAGGAGGGUUGUGGGUUCAAUCCCCAGUGGGGGACACUGCUGUUGUACCCUUGAGCAAGGUACUUUACCUAGAUUGCUCCAGUAAAAACCCAACUGUAUAAAUGGGUAAUUGUAUGUAAAAUAAUGUGAUAUCUGUAUAAUGUGAAAUAAUGUACAAUGUGAUAUCUUGUAACAAUUGUAAGUCGCCCUGGAUAAGGGCGUCUGCUAAGAAAUUAAUAAUAAUAAUAAUCAUGGUUUUAUUAUAUUAAGAACAAAGUUAUUUUAAGACAUAACAUUUCGAUCAUAGUUUUUCUUUCGAAAAGAGGGUUGUACCUUCUUUGUAGGUUAUAUUUAAUUCUAUAUGGCUUCAAGUAAUUUAAAAUCAUAUAACAAAAGUUAUUCUGUACACCGCUUGAUAGGUGAAGCUGUGUAUUUCCUUGAGGUUUAGGCCCCUUGUGGCAAAUCAGUGUCAGUGCUCUACACUUGCAGAUUAAAUUUUGAAGAACACUAAUUUGUAAUGUAUUAAAAAUAAAGAUACGUGAACUUGA
Messenger RNA from Acipenser ruthenus (sterlet), 7786 nucleotides. RefSeq names its product protein mono-ADP-ribosyltransferase PARP14-like. The transcript is spliced from 26 exons. Gene Ontology annotation, biological process: negative regulation of gene expression. The record is from RefSeq and is a predicted model, not a curated record. The coding region runs from base 190 to 6489 and encodes 2099 amino acids. Lineage: Eukaryota; Metazoa; Chordata; Actinopteri; Acipenseriformes; Acipenseridae. Gene Ontology annotation, cellular component: nucleus; cytoplasm. Gene Ontology annotation, molecular function: NAD+ poly-ADP-ribosyltransferase activity; transcription corepressor activity.